This is a messenger RNA of Chaetomium globosum CBS 148.51, 387 nucleotides long. RefSeq lists its product as uncharacterized. The transcript is spliced from 2 exons. The coding region runs from base 1 to 387 and encodes 128 amino acids. The record is from RefSeq and is a predicted model, not a curated record. Lineage: Eukaryota; Fungi; Ascomycota; Sordariomycetes; Sordariales; Chaetomiaceae.
AUGACCAAGAGGAAGGAUGACAGGGUGGUUGGGGGAAGUGCUCGGCGGGAUCGAUUUGUGAUGAUCGAAGACGGCAUGCUGAAGCGAGACCCGCUUCGCGCCGUUGUCUUCGAUUUCCUCUGCAGUUGCGCCGCACGCUGGCAGAUGUGGCGAACCACACAACCGCGGUGCUGGGAGAGAGUUAUGAUGUGUUCCAUUGUGGGGUGGUCGAUCAUCCUCUCAUCGCGAUCGGGAGUCGUGGUCAUCAUGGAAUGUUCUCUGCAGAUGCCCGAUCGGGCUCUCACGACUUACCGUCAUCCGCCUCUCCCCCGCCCCAUCGCUGCAAUUCUCCGUAUGCGGUGCUCGUACUCUGUGCGGUUGCCUGUUGUCCCAUUGAGCCAUUUCUAA